AAUGGCGGACACCAGUGACAGUAGCUCACAAUCUGCUGGAUUUACAGACAAAUUAAAAUCCUGGCUUUCUUGGUCAUGGACGUACAUAUGGGCUAUUUGGUUUGCCAUGGUCUUAGUUCUGAUCUACGUUCUGCGGAGCCCACUGAAGCUCCAGGAAACUCUUGCCACAGCUUCUGUCUUCCUGAACACACUGACACCUAAGUUCUAUGUGGCACUCACUGGAACUUCAUCACUUAUUUCUGGCCUCAUUUUGAUAUUUGAGUGGUGGUACUUCCGGAAGUAUGGCACUUCGUUCAUUGAACAGGUGUCUGUAAGCCACUUGCGCCCUCUUCUGGGCGGAGUGGAGAAUAGCAGCUCUGCCGGAUUGUUCUCUUCGGUGAAUGGGGAUGCAGAACCCAGACCAAGUGUUUCAGAGUGUAAAGUGUGGAGGAACCCAUUAAAUUUAUUCAGAGGAUCUGAAUACAGCAGGUACACCUGGGUGACAGGAAAAGAGCCCUUGACCUAUUAUGACAUGAACCUGUCGGCACAGGAUCACCAGACAUUGUUCACAUGUGACACGCAGCAGCUCCGACCUGAGGAUGCCGUGAUGCAGAAGGCAUGGCGGGAGAGGAACCCACAAGCCCGGAUCAAAGCAGCAUAUCAGGCCAUCGAGCUGAACAGCGACUGUGCCACAGCGUAUGUCCUGCUGGCGGAGGAGGAAGCCACCACCAUCACGGAGGCGGAGCGUCUUUUCAAACAGGCUCUGAGGAGUGCUGGCAAAGACACCAACGUGCUGGUUUACAUCAAGAGAAGGUUGGCCAUGUGCGCACGGAAGCUGGGCCGCGUCAGAGAGGCGGUGAAGAUGAUGAGAGAUUUAAUGAAGGAGUUCCCUCUUCUUGGAAUGUUAAAUAUUCAUGAGAACCUGUUGGAGGCCCUCUUAGAAAUGCAGGCCUACGCUGACGUUCAGGCAGUCCUUGCAAAGUACGACGAUAUAAGCCUACCAAAGUCAGCAACUAUAUGCUACACAUCAGCCCUACUCAAAGCCCGGGCUGUGUCAGAUAAGUUCUCCCCAGAAGCAGCUUCGCGACGGGGCCUCAGCACAGCGGAGAUGAAUGCAGUGGAAGCCAUCCACAGAGCUGUGGAGUUUAACCCACACGUGCCAAAGUACUUGUUAGAAAUGAAGAGCCUGAUCCUGCCUCCAGAGCACAUCCUGAAACGGGGGGACAGUGAGGCGGUGGCGUAUGCCUUCUUCCACCUGCAGCACUGGAAGCGGGUGGAGGGAGCCUUAAACCUGCUGCACUGCACCUGGGAGGGAACUUUUCGGAUGAUCCCAUACCCCCUGGAAAAGGGGCACCUGUUUUACCCCUACCCGGGCUGCACAGAGACAGCAGAUCGGGAGCUGUUGCCCUCAUUCCAUGAGGUGUCGGUAUACCCUAAGAAAGAGCUGCCCUUCUUCAUCCUCUUCACUGCGGGGCUCUGCUCCUUCACCGCCAUGCUGGCCCUCCUCACACACCAGUUCCCCGAGCUCAUGGGCGUCUUCGCCAAAGCCUUCUUCAGCACCCUCUUCGCACCACUGAGCUUCAUCAUGGACAAAAUGGAGAGCUUCAUGCCCUCUAGUUUUUGGCAUCAGCUAACUCGGAUCUGACACCCCUGGUCCCAGUCACCAUUGAUGCCGCACCAGGCAGCCUGCCGUCCAAAUGGCCCCGCCCACACAAAGGUUUCCACUUCUGUCUUCCCCCAGUGACAUCGCACUCAUACCCAUACCUUACCUGUGAGGACAAACGGAUGUCUCCUGGAGGGAUGCUUUGAUGCAGCUAGAUUGAGUUAAAGAUUUUUUUUAAUAGGAAAACUCCAUAGAAAUGAUCACGGAUCCCAGCACCCUGGCUGUGUUCUGCCAGGGUAGGGCUGGGCGUGUUGGCCAUGGUUCCCUAAUCCCUCCACUCUCAGCGCUCUGUGACAUGUGUAUGUAUGGGAGGAAUACUCUCACUAGAUCCUGUGAUCCUGCUCAGGUGCAGAUGUUUCCAUGGUGAUAUGAGCCUUAGGUACACGCCCUAUAGCGUUUACACCAAGUUGAGGGAGAAAGGGAGGAAAAACAAAAAGAAAUGAGAAAGAAACAUGGAUUUGGAUGGAAUGUUAUACUUCGAAAUCCCAAAAUCUCCAUUGAAAUGCCUUUAAACAAUGCCUUUCAGUUUGUGUCUAUGGCAUGCCUAAUCACAAAUUUGUUUGAAGAGGGUUGAAAGGAGGAGCAAUCUCUUAACAGAGUUAAUUUAUUGACAUGUGAUGUAAAUUCUGGUGUGGAGAUUAGAUUAGAUUAGGUCCUUUAAUGAGGAUGUUUUCCACAAAAAAGAACACGGUUCAGGUGAAAAGAUAACAGGGAAGUAUAGUAGCCUACUGGAUAGACUUGUGCAGCUCCACAGUACAGUCAGUUGGACUUCAGUACCAAACAACCUCAUAUACUUUCAAAAUGAGGCGUCAGUAUUUUCUUGAAUUCUACCUUUAGUCAGUGUGGUCUUGUUAAUGUAGGUUUUAAAGACAGAGAGGGCCUGGAUGUAUGGAAAUGGGGGAUGAACUCUCCAACCACCUUCUACAGAUUGAGAUCUAUAGAUUCUACAUGCACUGUGUCAUCCAUGUUCAACAUCACAACCAACACAGCUCUCAGAGAAGGCUUCCCAAUUUUAUUUUAUGAUCAGUGAUCUCCUAAUGGAAAAGAAGUUCUGCUCUGUGUUCACUCAGCUACAUCAUUACUCAAUGUCAGUAUUACAUCUUAACACCGUGUCCCUGGUGUUUGGACACAUUUUAAGCAGGAGGCAAUACUGUUUAACACGGGGGUCCUGUUUGACCUUAUAACCUUCAGAGCCAUCAGGCUUGCAAAGUAAACUAGAUAAAUUUAAGUCCAAAACUGAUCUGAGAACAGACAGAGUGCUAGCACAGCUUCCUCUUUAAAAUGAUGUAUACCCAGAGAAUGUGUCACAUGCUGUGUAAAUCCUGGGCAAAUUAGCAAGUGAAGAAGUGAAUGUGUCAUGGUGAGACAGGUUCUCCACUUUAAUGAAUGCAGGAGGCCAGUGGCCUGACCCAGCAUGGAGGUAAAAGCCAGAGUGGAGGAGGGAGAUUGAUGGUGCACCUUGAGUGCAUGUGUGCGUGCGCACCCGUGUGUCUUCCCCCAGACUAAUCUUCCCUUGUGAUCUUUAUGAUAUAGGUUCCCUCCGGUCUCUGUUGCAUCUUUUCCACAACACCAUUUUGUCAAGGUAUAAAACAUCCCAGGACCGAGCUGACUGAAGUCAUGAGGAGUCCUGUGUACAUACUCCUCCUCCUCCUUUACUCUUCUCUAGUUUCUGCAGGUUGGAGUGGAAUGCGCAGACCUACCUAAUUUAUAUGCUUUUGAAUUCACAACAGAUUUUUUCUCCAAGGCAGGCCAAUCACGUACAGCUGUGGCCUGAUUGGGCAAAGGGCCUGUUCACACAGGAUCAAGUUUGCGUGCCCACUUUGCUGAUUCCAGCACAGCCCUUA
Megalops cyprinoides (Indo-Pacific tarpon) is the source of this 3486-nucleotide messenger RNA. RefSeq names its product suppressor of tumorigenicity 7 protein-like. The coding region runs from base 2 to 1624 and encodes 540 amino acids. The record is from RefSeq and is a predicted model, not a curated record. Lineage: Eukaryota; Metazoa; Chordata; Actinopteri; Elopiformes; Megalopidae. Gene Ontology annotation, molecular function: protein binding. The transcript has 15 exons.